Messenger RNA from Owenia fusiformis, 1756 nucleotides. NCBI's taxonomy places the organism in Eukaryota, Metazoa, Annelida, Polychaeta, Sabellida, Oweniidae. The record is from the annotation of a GenBank genome assembly.
UUUGUCUAAAAUUACAAGAUGUGCUUUUACUUCGGACAUGAUAGUUUAUCAGAGACCUGGCCUUUUCUUAUUGAUAGUGGACCUUAAGGCAAACAGAUAGUUUAUAUUUGCUAAGGUCUAAGUAAAGACAUGUUAGUCCUUUUUAAACAGAAAAGCGACGGGCAAUUUUAAAAGCAUCGCGUUUCUUUAUGAAAACUUUCGGCGAAAACGGAUUUAUAUUAAACCAUUAUAACACAGAACGUAUUGAUGGAACAUGACACAUUCGAAUAUAAACAAAAUGUAGAGAAUAUCAUUUAUUGGAAAUGAGAUAGUUAGAUAUCUUGGAUUCUAACUGAUUAUAUGUCAGUUUAAUUUUCGAAAGAACGUCGUAAAUUGGAUUCGUAUUGCUGGAAAACUAUGGUACAGAAGACGAACAAACGUAAAUCAGUACAUCGUUGGAUAUAUUAAAAUAUGCAAAUUUGGAUUAUUUGACCAUGUCAUUGACUAAUACAGCGGCCGCAACAGCCACUCUAUGCGAGCAAAUCGCUCUUCUCAUUAUUCGAUCCAACGAUGACCUUGUGGGCAACACGACCGAGAGAACGAUCGGUACCCACGUGAGCAUCAAAUGCCUCCCAGGCUAUGGGUUAUCCACUGAAUCCAGCUCCGACGUGCUUACUUGUCUUCGCCCCCUACCACCAAGCUCUGUGGCUACAUGGGACAAACCAGUGCCAACAUGUUCGUAUUUACCAACAAGUGGAACAAGUCUCUCAGAAGAGGCUACCAUAAUACUCGUAGCGUCCUUGUUUGGUGCGGUCAUCUUGACCUUAUUCAUUAUUGUCGUCUGCUGCGUUGUCAAGUGGAGAAGAGACAAGAUUGAAAGAUAUAAAUGGAUGUCCAGGGAACAGAAAAUAAAUAAUGGUGAUAUAAUAAGUCUUGCUGAUAUGGGUGGGGGCAAAGCCAUGGUUGCAGCUGGUGGGAGGGGUGGCUUCCAUGAUGGCCUUUAUGCAACGUUCAGGGGAAGAGAUGAAAUGUCAGAGUUCCAAUAUGGCGAAUCCGGAUUUCCCCGGGGAUUUUCUUCCCAACAUUUGGCGCACCACGGUAGUCGUCCAGACAUGGUCCACAGUAUACAUAAUGGGUAUGGUCCAGCAAGGUCAAUGAGGUCGGUAAGGAUGUUUGGAAGCCGUCCAGAUCUGUUUGAUAACAGGUCAAGGGCAGGAGGCAUAACCCUAUACGAAUCACAACGCCCUUUAGCCGCCCAUUCAAAAUCUAGAAUAUAUGAACCCAACAACAGCAAUUUUGCAAUCCCACGGCCACAAGUUUGGGAGUCUGAUUAUGGAGCUCAUGGACUGGAUAAAACAAUGUUCCCUUCCUAAUGCAAGCAAGAGAACAACAUGUAUAUAAUAAAACAGACCACGUCUGUAAAGCUCCAGGUGUUCUGGGCAACCCAUGUCUUCCUACUCUUGCCGAAGUAUUCGUAUUCGAUUUUGAUCGAUUUUCAAAUUACAAUUCAAUUUUAUUACUUCAAGAGAUCACUGCUCUUAUUAAUGUAAUGCCAUUCGAUAGCAAGUCGCUAGUAGUCUCAGCUGUAUUAAUUGGCUAGCCUUUAUGGCUCGGGGGAAGAGCAUCUGACUCGAGAGCGGAAGGUCCUGGGCUCGAUUCCCGUUUGGGGCAUUGACAUUUAGCACACACAUUGAAUUUAGCACACUCUCUUUCGAGUCUAGUUUCUGGCUCGGUACACUACAGCUUCCCGACGGACGUGCCCAAAGGUCGUUACAUU